Aspergillus mulundensis is the source of this 2289-nucleotide messenger RNA. RefSeq lists its product as uncharacterized. The transcript has 5 exons. The coding region runs from base 1 to 2289 and encodes 762 amino acids. Gene Ontology annotation, cellular component: spliceosomal complex. Gene Ontology annotation, biological process: mRNA processing. Lineage: Eukaryota; Fungi; Ascomycota; Eurotiomycetes; Eurotiales; Aspergillaceae. The record is from RefSeq and is a predicted model, not a curated record. Gene Ontology annotation, molecular function: mRNA binding.
AUGUAUAAUCCUUACCAACCUCCCGGCAUGUAUGGCCGCGCCCCCGACUAUGGUGCUUAUCCCGGAGCACCCCCAGGUAUGGCACCUCCACCAGGAAUGGCCGCUCCUGGCACUGCUCCUCCGGGGCUACAGCAAGCCAACAUGCAACAGCCUGGUCGACCGGCCGGAUUCCCCGCGAACUUCCAACCGCCACCGAACAUGCCGAACAUCAAUUUCUCAGCUCCUGUGAUUCGACUCGGUACCUCGGGACCUUCGAAAUCUGCUACUCCGGAUAUCAGUAAAGAGCGCGGUGGGGAUGCGGGUCGGCGCGCGGGUUUGGGUGCUUCAAACUUGGAGUCUCAGCGCCAGAACGUGCGGGAUGCGAUGAUGCAGCUACAGCCUCCUACCAGGGACGAGAUUGUGAGGACCAUAUUUGUUGGAGGGAUUACGGAGGGUCUGGGUGGUGACGAGGGCGUUGAAAGAAUCCUGCGGUCAGCGGGUAAUCUAAGACGCUGGAUCCGCGCCACGGAUGCCGAUGAAAAACCGUGCAAGUUCGGUUUCGCAGAGUACGAGGACCCUGAGAGUCUAGGUACAGCUGUGGAAGUGCUAAAGGACGUGCAAGUUCCUGUGAAGAGACAGACGCCGUCCGACUCAGAGGAUAAAGAAGAACAGGAAGUGGAGAAGAGCACGCUUUUGGUUGUCGUUGACGAGAGCUCGCUCACGUACCUCGAACAAUACGAAGCGUCCAGAGGCGAUCAGGAUCCGGCCGAGCGCCAGGCCAAGUUGGAUGCUGCAAAGCAGGCGCUUAAGGGCGUGCUUCAAGAUCUUUUCCACCCUACAUCGCCUACUCAGAGAGAGGACGCCUCCGCCAUUGAUCGGGAAGGAGAUAUUACGAUGAAGGAUGCCGAAGGCCAGGAUGGUACGUCCGCCGAAGUUGUUACCAUCCCAAUAACAGUCGAGGAUGAGCUGUCCGAUAUCCCUCCCGAGAUGCGGGAAACUGUUGCCAAAGAGAUUGCCGCAUUCCGCGAUCGGAGUAACCGCCGGGAUAUUGAACGUUUGAAGAGAGAGGAAGAGAUCGAGUCUAUGGAACGAGCUCGAAACUCUGGUGCUCGAGUCAGUCGCCUAGCUUCGCCUCCUGCUUCAGCGCCAAGUGGACCUGCUGCUGGAGCAAAUGGCGUUCCCUUGGGCGGCCGAGAUCGUGGAAUGCCCAAUGCACCAUCUGGACCGAAAGGGUUUGGUGUACAAAUCCCGAAGGACUACCAGAAGGGCGUUUCAUUUGUCAAUGGCGGUUCGGUCAAUGGUGCUACUACGGUGUAUAUCGACCGCGAAGAUGAGGAUUCCGACGCCGACGAUGAGGAGCUCGAGCGACGACGACAAGCCAAGCGUGAAGCGGAGCUCGAAAAGCAAUUCCUUGACCAAGAGCGACGCUGGCUCAACCGCGAGCGGAGCCGAACAGCAGCCUUGGAGCGUGAGAAGAAACGAGACCAGGAGGAAGAGGAUAAGGUCCAAGAAGUACGCGAUGAAGAGGACAAGCGAUUGAGUGAGUGGAACGAUGAUAUCGAGGCUAGCCGGAAAAACAGCGAAUACUAUGCCGACCGGGGUGCUUGGCUGCGCAGCCGUGCGGCAUUCCGAGCGCGCGAGGUUAGCAUGGACGAGGCAGACCGUGCAGCCGAAGAGCGGGAACGGGCACGAUCCGUUCAACAGCGGGAGCAAGCUCGGGGUAUGGCGGACGACUUCCUUGCCCGCCAGGCAGAGGAGCUGGAAACCAGGAUGGAGGCCCCACGCGAACCCCAACGCUUCAAGCUUUCACUUGGAGCCGCUGCCCAGAAGGCCCAGGCCGCCACCAGCCGUCGCACCGUUGCCGAAGUCGAAGGAUUAUUGGAGGACGAGGAAGAGCCUCAAGCUACGGCGAGGCGACCACUCAUCCCGAUCAAGUUCGACAGCGCUGCCGAAGCUGCCGGACUUACCGAGGAAGAGCGAGCACAGGCUGCCCGACAACUUGCGGCAGAAAUUCCUACAGACAAGGAGGGACUAUGGAAGUGGCAAGUCAAGUGGGAGUUUGUGGACGAGUCUGUGGUCAGCGAUCAGCUCAAACCGUUUGUGGAGAAGAAGAUCGUGGAGUACCUUGGUGUUCAAGAACAGAUGCUAGUGGACGUGGUGGAAGAGCACAUUCGCAAGCGUGGAACUCCCCAGGAGCUUGUGGAGCAGCUGGAAGAGGCCCUCGACGAAGAAGCCGAAGUCCUUGUGCGGAAGCUGUGGCGGAUGAUCAUCUUCUUCUCCGAAAGCGAGAAGAGAGGCCUCUCGGGAUAG